Messenger RNA from Ostrinia furnacalis (Asian corn borer), 2172 nucleotides. Its product is annotated as lachesin. The coding region runs from base 109 to 1428 and encodes 439 amino acids. The transcript is spliced from 11 exons. Lineage: Eukaryota; Metazoa; Arthropoda; Insecta; Lepidoptera; Crambidae. Gene Ontology annotation, cellular component: neuron projection. The record is from RefSeq and is a predicted model, not a curated record.
CGCCCGCCCAGCGAUGGGACGCACGCCGCCCGCCCCGGCGAGUUUCACACCACGCGCGAUCUCGCGGCACAGGUGAACCGUGACCGAACCUAAUGUGAACGCGGCAAAAUGACUCUUUUUCUACAUUUAUACUGUGUGAUAUGGAUAGCGGUACUGCUGUGCUGCACCACGACAGGCCGGGAAUUACCCACUGGACAAAAUGUAGUGUCCGUAGCACCUAUAGAAGUUCCAGACGAAACAAUGUAUCCGAGAUUCGCGGAGCCAAUACCGAACGUCACAGUGACGAUAGGUAGAGACGCGUUGUUAGCGUGCGUCGUCGAAAAUUUGAGAGGAUUUAAGGUGGCCUGGGUGAGGAUGGAUACUCAGACAAUACUGAGUAUCCACCACAACAUAAUAACGCAGAAUCCCCGGAUAAGCCUUUCGUAUAAUGACCACCGGUCCUGGUACCUCCAUAUAAAGGACGUGCAGGAGGUUGAUCGCGGCUGGUACAUGUGCCAGGUCAAUACCGACCCGAUGCGGUCAAGAAAAGGAUACUUGCAAGUUGUAGUGCCACCAUCAAUCAUCGACAACAUGACGUCGACCGACAUGGUGGUGCGCGAGGGCUCCGAUGUGACCUUGGUGUGUCGCGCUUCCGGGUACCCGGAGCCCUACGUUAUGUGGCGGCGCGAGGACGGGCAAGACUUCAACUACAAUGGAGAACAAGUGAGCGUCGUGGACGGGGAAACUCUGACCAUAACCAAGGUCUCCCGACUGCACAUGGGAGCGUACCUCUGCAUCGCGUCCAAUGGGGUUCCCCCUUCCAUCAGUAAACGGAUCAUGCUGAUGGUGCAAUUUCCACCGAUGCUGUCCAUUCCAAACCAGUUGGAAGGUGCGUACAUCGGGCAAGACGUCACUCUGGAGUGUCACACGGAGGCAUUCCCCUCGUCCAUCAACUACUGGACCACAGAUAAAGGAGACAUGAUCAUUUCCGAAAUGGAAAUUGUAGGUGGGAAGUACGAGGCAUUUCCGACAGACAGCGGGUACAACAAGUACAUGAUGCUCAAGAUAAGGAACAUCACUAAAGACGACUUCGGCUUCUACAAGUGCAUCGCGAAGAACUCUCUGGGGGAGACCGACGGCAUCAUAAAACUUGACGAAAUACCUGCUCCACCGUCUGCCCUGACCACAACACAGAAAUCUAUAUUAGACAACCAGACGAUCAGAAAAAAAGAUAAAUACCCCGCCGUGCAAAGAAAUGACGUCAUCAGUUCAAAUUUCCAAGGUGGAGCUUACGUUGAGCAAAUGAAAGACUAUGGUAAUUUGAAAAAACUUUUUAAAAUAGAAUUCGGCGAGGAGAACUCAGCUUCCCCAAAACAAUUGAGUCACAUUUUAUUUUUCGUAUUACUUUGUCAUAUAAUAAAUCUAGCAAGAUACAGUUUAAGGUCCUGAUUACCUCGAUCCAAAUAAUUCAGUUUACUUUCUUGUUAAUAUAAGACAAUAAUGGUAAAUUUUUCGCAUAAUUUACUCAAAUAACAUAAACCAAAGUUUUUUGUAAUACAUACUGUCGAAAAUGUAUGUUUUGUAAUGAUUUUAGUAGCUCUAAUUAAUAACAAGGUGUAAGGACAUGUAAAAAUGCUUAGAUUAAAAUAGAGAUAGACCUCUGAAAUCUGUCCACAUCGUUUUAAAAUAGUGGCUACUCUUUUAGGCUCUUAUUUUAUAACAAUUUAGGGUUGAUGUUUUGCUAAAUUCAUGAGUUAUUUGGAUGCAACAUGCUCUUAGUGCUUGUCUAGAAAAAUACACUCGAGUGCGGCAAAUUCAGGUCGAUAUGUUGAAUACUGAAUGAAAGAAAUACCAGUAACGUCAGCAAGGAAAGUGGGUAACACACAAAUGUAUUCAUAGUAACAUAAAAGUAAGUAACAUUAUGCAAUUUCAAAUUUCUAUCUUCAAUGUUUCCUAAAUACUUUUAUUCCUUGAAUUUAUCGCUCUAGAGUGUAUUGUGUAAAUUAUAAUGUUCCUUGCUUUAUGAAUUAAUUUUAAAUCCUUGUAAAUUACGUGUAAAUGAUAAUUUAAUUUGCUGUAAAUGUUAGAAUUUUUAGGGUACCACUAGUCCAAUAAGCAAUUAGGCCAUUUUGUAAUACAAUUCAAAUAUUUCUACCAUUGCUACAAAUGGGAACUGCCAAAUAAAUGUGUACA